Messenger RNA from Temnothorax curvispinosus, 5390 nucleotides. RefSeq names its product sorting nexin-27 (gene Snx27). Gene Ontology annotation, molecular function: phosphatidylinositol-3-phosphate binding; protein binding. The record is from RefSeq and is a predicted model, not a curated record. The coding region runs from base 514 to 1869 and encodes 451 amino acids. Gene Ontology annotation, biological process: signal transduction; intracellular protein transport. Lineage: Eukaryota; Metazoa; Arthropoda; Insecta; Hymenoptera; Formicidae. Gene Ontology annotation, cellular component: early endosome. The transcript has 7 exons.
GGAGAUCCAGAUAACGUCUUGCAACGGAUCCCACCCGGUACAACGCGAUAGCGAAAAUGUAUAAAGUGUGCGACGCGUCUUUCCUCGCACGCAUACGUGCGAAAUCCGCGACGGCGACAUUCGACGACCUCCGGGGAGAGCCGUGCCUCCGUGUGCGGACCAAUCGCGACGGUCCUUUCACCGGUCGGAAUUCGAAACUCGUGUUAAAAAGGCCGAUUACCGGGUAUACCUAUUCCCUUUCGACUGGCUGAGACUCGCGGUCGAGAGCCGACAACGCACGGGAGAGAGAUUGGACCGGAUCGCGACCUCGUCGAAGGACCGCCUGUUGCUCCCUUUCGUCGCGGAGGGUCGUCGAAGAUCGGAUAUGCGCCGUGCGGAAUUGCAAAAAUCGCCCCGUAGAUCGUCGUUCAUCCGCGAAUCUCUCGAUCGUGCCCCGUGAACCCUGCGACGCGGCUUAUAGCUCGUGAUUAGCACGCAAUAGCGCCGAUAAGAGCGUGGCACUUGGCGUGAAAUAUGUUGACGUGUUACAUGACCGCGCUGCAAUGCGAGUGGAUCGAGAAUCGCAGGCGGUGGAAUUCCCCCGGUGCGCCGCGCUCGCAAUUGAGGAACAACGUCAACGUCGAAGGCGCCACUCACAAGCAGGUGGUUGAUCUGAUCAAGUCGGGCGGCGAUGUCCUCACUCUGACCGUCAUCUCCGUGACGCCGCAGGAAGCGGAGAGACUGGAGCCCUGCGAGGAUAUGAGCUACGCAUCGGUGGACUACAGCGAGAAGCGAUCUCUGCCCAUCAGCGUGCCGGAUUAUCACGUCCGCGAGAGGAAACACGAGCGCUUCGUAGUCUUCAACGUCCACAUGGCCGGCAGGCACUUGUGCUCGCGCCGAUAUCGGGAAUUCGCGGCGUUACAUAUGGCGCUGAAGAAGGAGUUCAUAGGCUUCAAUUUCCCGAAGUUACCGGGAAAAUGGCCAUUCCAAUUGAGCGAGCAGCAGCUUGACGCGAGGAGACGCGGUCUGGAGCAGUAUUUGGAGAAGGUUUGCGCGGUGCGCGUGAUAGCGGAGAGCGAUGCCAUGCAGGAAUUUCUGACGGAUCGACUGGAGGAGGACGGUGAUCAGGGUCCGGCGGUUGAUCUCAAGGUUCUGCUACCUGAUCGCGAAGUCGUCACCGUCACCGUGCCCAAGGCGGCGUCGGUGAAAGACGUCUACGACGCGGUUUGCUGCCGAGUCGGCUUAGAUGCGGAAACCGCAAAGUACUUUUACCUGUUCGAGAUCGUCGAGUACAAUUUCGAGAGAAAGCUGCAACCUCACGAACAUCCGCAUACUUUGUACAUUCAGAAUUAUUCGACCGCCAGCGCGACGUGUCUAGCGAUAAGAAGGUGGCUCUUCAAUAUAAAUAGGUCUCUGAGCGAGCAAGCAUUGACUUGGAUAUUUUGGCAGACGAUCGACGAAGUGAACAGGGGUCACAUCACCGCGGGAGAACGAUUGUAUCAGUUGAAAGCUCUGCAGGAUGCGUCGAGAAAGCACGAGUAUCUGAAAUUAGCGAGGGAGCUCAGCGGAUACGGCGACAUCGUGUUUCCGCAUUGCGCGUGCGACUCGAGGAAGGAGGGCCACGUGGUGCCGGCGGUGGGCAUGGCGGCCUUCAAGUUGCACGCCGCGAAGGAAGACGGUACCUUGGAGUCGCAGGUAGUCGAGUUCCAAUGGAGCACCAUCGCCCGGUGGGAGGUGGACGAGGACGGGAUGGCGUUCUGCUUUCAAUACACGCGCCAGGAUAAUCGUCCACCCCGUUGGCUUAAGGUCUUCACCCCCUAUUAUACGUUCCUCUCGGAUUGCUUCGAUCGAAUAGCCGAGGAAGCGAAGUGGGACGACCCAGGGGAAUGACGUAACGUACGACGCUAAGACGUAUCCUGUGUGUAACGUUGAGGAUCCUUUCACGGGAUAUCUCGUCUCUCCGUAGUCGAAAUUUUUUCUUACUAGGAUUAGGGCUGUCUUUAGAAAAAACGGUACCGAGUUAGCAUAGCACCUGUAGCAUAUCAAAUUUUCCAUCUGUUGGCUUGGCCGUGCAUUACCGAUACUGCGCACCGAGAAAGCAUUUCCCACCGUUAUCGUCGAAACGAGUCAAUCGCGCAUACGCGAAUGUAGAUAAAUCCCGGUGAAAAAAAUGCUUCAAACCAGUGAAACAAAAAUUCGACGGAUUACCGCGGCGCUCGCGAGUAAUCUGAUCGAAAAACGAAAUGUGAUGUAUAAAUUUAAACCCGGAUUUAUAUUGUAUGCCAUGCUCGCGUCCAUGACCUGGAGAGAGAACCUUGACGGCAGCUCGAGUCAGCGCGCAAAAGAAUAAAUCUGAUUUUUACGUAUAUAUCGAAUAUAGCUGGGACUUUUGUUUCGUCGAUGAAACACGUGCCGUUUCUCCUUCUGUUACGAUGAACAAAAUCGCUCACGCGAUGACAUAUAAGAGAAUUACAUUAGUGUACAGAUAUACGUAGACUGUCGUAGACUAUUAUUAUACCACGGGGAUACGGUCGCGUCCGCCUAGAAACCACCUAUCCUUCCGGCCUAUGAAUUAUUAUAUACAGCACGCAACUCGUUUUCCGGCGAGAAAAUCGAUCGUCUUACGUAAAACGUUCCUUCUCUCGCUCGCCUAAUAGACUCGAAACUCUCUUUCGUUGGAUCUGGUUAUUGAUCGUGCGUUCACGACAGAAACGGUACCCUGUGCAUUUUCUAAUGUGCAAUAUUUUAUAAAUCAAUAAUAAUUUGUCAAUUCGUUGCGCAGGAUAUUUUAAAACGAGAGCCACCGCUUUUUCGCACGUUUGUAAGGGAUCUCAAUAGUAUCGGCAGCGCGUUCAAUUUAUCGCUGUGGUAAGUUUCAUUCAUAUUUUUUACGAUCGAGAGUUUGUAAGAUUAGAAGCCAGAAGACUGCGGGAGAAAAGAUGAAAUAGAUACAUAUCAUAUUCAUCGAUGACUUCAUUAUAAGCAGGCACGAAUUCUUAUUUUUCUUUUUUCUUUUUAAACUAUCCUGCGUAACAAACGGAUUCCUAACACACGCGUGGCUACGGCUGGUACCACGUGUCCCGUAAUCGAUAUGCAAAAUAUCGAUCAGUCCUCUAAACGUUUUGUUAAUUCAUUAGUAUGUAUAGAGUAUUAGCGUCAAUAAAAAGUAGAGCAAACUGUACAUAUUAAUAUUACAAAUAUAUACUUUUUGAGAAGAAACUCAGUUGUAUGUGUGUGUAUGUGUGUAUGCGUGCGUUUUGAUAAGAUCGAUAAUGACUUGCUCCGCAAGAUUAAUAAUGGGUGUCUCGCGUAGUGCUAAAAACACAAAACGAUCUGAUUAUUACGCAAAACUGCGAACUGCGCGUGAAUCGCAAAAGUGAAUCGAAGGAUCGUAAUAAGAGUCGAGAACUAUUUUUAAAUCGACGUUCUCGCGAUUGAGAAACUUUAUCUCGGGCUACCCCCCCCCCCCCUCAUCUCUCGAUUAUGUAAGCGUGAACGAGAUUUAGCAAAGGAGGAAGAGGCGUUAAAAACUCGGAACAAUAAUGUAAUGAGGUCGCGUGAUAACGGUUUCCUCUAUUACCUUAUAAGAAGGAGAAAAAUAAUACUCAUUAAUAAUAUUAAAAGAGAUAUUGAUAAUAACAGCAAGUAAGAAACAUAUAAAGAUAACGUUUAGCACUACUUUGCGCGUAGCGGGAUUUUGCAAAAGGCCGUAAUACGCGUUCGGCUUAGUAGAUAUCCACGGUAGGAAGCGAAUAUCCGGAGCUCAGUUCUCUCUUGCACAUUAUGCUCAUAUGAUCUGACGUUCGUUUUCCCUCUCUUCUUCUUUUCCUUCUUUCUUUUUUUCCGUUCCUACGUACGCAUCCUGCCUUCUCGUAGCGCUUAAAAUUCACUCGUUCUAAACACGUCGCUUACUUAACUGCGAGUUUCAGCAGAUAAUAAAUAAAAAGAUAGAUAUAUUAUUACCGUUAACGUUUUUAAACUUUAUUCAUGGAGUAUCGAGCGCGUGCGACGAAUGGGAAAUGUAUGUGGCAAUGUAAAAUCCGAAUGGUGAGAGAAAAAUAAAAAAUAAAUAUAUAUAUAUAUAUGCUCGCGAGAGAGCAUAGUUAUGAUACUGUUAAUGAUAAUAGAAAUAUAGAGCAUAAUAUAGCGUAAUUAUAAUCGAACGCGCGAGUAUCCGAGUGAACACACAUACAAGACGAUCGAUAUACGAUGUGAUAUAUUCGCGCGUGCACCUAGAUAUCCGGUCGAGCGAACAAGACGGUUACAAUAAUGGUUUCUAUUGUUUUGUCGAUAGAUAGAUAGUGAGAGAGAGGGAGAGAAAGGUUUUGUGAGAAAAUUAUGCAAAGUGAUCUAUGAAUUGUAGUUAGCAAUGUACGUGCGUCCGGAAAUGUUAUUAUAAACGGUAAUAAAUGAACUGAAUAAACCUUCGGGUUAUCACCUAACAUUUAAUUUAGAAUUUACAAACGACAAAAUUUUCGUGAUGUAAUUCUGUUCAAUGUGUCUAAUGAAACUUCCGCACGAUCUGAUCUGCCUGAUCGGACCCGAUAUCACUGAGAUACGAGAAACCCGAAGGUCUCAUUGGUUAUUAUAUUACCGGCAACAGAAAGAUUCUCUCGAAGUAACGCGUCGAGACCUUUAGUGGUUUCGUUGCCCGAUGAAGUAGUCGAACGAAUAAUUUUUAGAUCGGAAAAGAAUGUCUGUGGCACCGGAGCAGCCACGUAUUUGGAGAAUGGCAAUAAUAUAUUUAUAAAGAAACUGGGUGGUUAAUUGGUAGAGUUUAUUGGUAGCGAGUAUUUUUUGAGAAAAUCAGUGCAGGGUGAGCGCAGAGAUACGUCCAAGUUAAAUUUGAGACUUCUGAUGCGAAAGAUCUGAAGAUAGUCGGAUUAAUGAUAUUUUGUACAGUUUUGUAAAAUUAUCUUUAUCUGGCAGUAUUUUUAUUACAAUUCGGUCAUUGCCUUACGACAGUCUUAGUGUCGUAGGUCGUACGAAUGUGUCGAAAAUUGUCUUUCAUUUCAAGCUGUUCGAUAAAAGAUUUUGUUUAUUUUGUGUUUGUCGGUUUUUUUUUUUUUUUUUUUAAAUGUCUCACUAGGAAAUCAAUCGAUUUGUUUGUUAAUCUCGUUAAUUAGCGUGCUAACGAGCCUGUCAAACGCAGAAUGACGAAUUAGAUAGUAUAAUUUAAUUAUUGUUAUUACAAGACCAUAUCAUUACGGUUAACUCUUUAGGCGUUAAUUAAAAUAUUCUGUAUAAUCAUAGUACGUAAUAACAAAUGCUCCAAUUUACCGUGUAACAUCAGUUUCGCGAAACGUUUGCUGUAAAACUAUAGUAUUUCGAAUUAGCGAGAGAGGUAUUAUUCAAUUUCUUUAUGAGCCAUCUUAUUGAGAAGCGUAUAAUAAAAAGCAGAAGAAAUAGAA